UUUUUGGACAGUUUCUAAUUUUUCUUUCUUCACAUCGUACAUGGAUGUACCUUUACAAUAAAUCCAGGUUCAACCUUUGAUGUUGCGUGAGACUUAAAAAGAAUUCGUGUUUCAGCAGAAUAAAACAGUGAAGUCUGAAAACACAGGUAACAAGUGUUUGAUCUCCAUCAAGUUGCCCCGAAGACAGUCCGCAGUCAAGCGUAACCAACGAAGGCACUAUUACACGAACGUACGCCCGUGAUUAACCUCUAUUACGAGCAUGACGGAAAAUCAACUACUUCCGAAGAGCUAGCGUUUUCCUCAGAGUGAUCGGCGAACGCGACGGCGAAAAAAGCUCUAGCGCAACUGUCACCCAGCCAAGCCUGUUCGUUACCGCUGUCGAUUUCAGCUCUCGGGGUUCACUAUCAGCAAAACACAGCAACACCGGAAAUCAAGAUUACAAGAAACCAACACAAAAAAUGGAAAAACUUUUGGAAAUGAAAUUAAAUUUAUGAGGAUUUUACACCGUCAACUUUUGUAUUUGACGCGGCCGUCAAGUGAAUUAAUUUCUGUUUAUUUAUUUAUUGGGUGAUAUUUGUGAUAACAAUGGGAUUUUUAUACAUGAUCAAGACUUAUUUUCUUACCCUCAUCAUAUCCACGUGCACAAGUUAUUCACAAUGGCAGUAUGAGCAUACACGUUAUCCAACAAAUCGAUGGAAUCCGUCCAAUCAGUACCAACCAGGUGUCUCACAAAACUCCUAUACGCCGGGGAGACAAGGAAAAGGGCGUGUUCCGGGAAUCCAAGGAAACGUUCCUGCAGAUAUCCAUAUUCUUGGGGACCCCAAUGUAGAUCAAGUGCUCGGGGUCAAGGUUGCAACUCCUGACAAUAUAUAUAAUGUUGAACUGCAAAGGGUGAAUCACAAUUUGUUUCACGAGGAUGUGCGGUAUUUAUCCGUUUCAGUGGAUUCAACGGGGAAAACCAUAUUCAAAGAGGAAUACAAGCCAGUUGAUUUACAUAAGAUAGCCAAGUCCAUGAAUUUUUACCACGACAUAAAUUCAGGAACCUUUUUGAAUAUCCGAUCCCACAGAGUCGAUGGUUCUUCCCCAAAUCAUACUUAUAUUGAAGGCGUUAUGUUUGACGAGCUAAUGGUUGCACCCCCAAACGCCGGACGACGUCACAAGAGAGACCUGUAUCCAGUCAAACACACGAUGUGGACCAAGGACAAAGAGGAAUCCAUGUUUAAUUACGAUACAUUAAAAGUGCCUGAUUUUGUUGAUAAAAUCAAGAAAGACACACAGAAGAAAACUUCAAAGAAAGAAAGUCAUCGACGAAAGAAACGACAAUACCGAUCGCCCAGGAUAGAGCCAGAGUUGCUUCUCUUUGUUGACCAUGCUCUGUUCCGGGCUUUUGAGGGGGAUUCAAAUGAAUUACUAGAAUACUUGCUUCAUUUUUGGCACUCAGUAAACUGGAAGUACUUAACAAUCACAUUGGCCGGUCAAUGGCCUGUUAUAGAUUUAAAAAUCAGGGAAAUUGGUGUUUUCAAAGAACCAAAUGCUCAACCAUUCAUUGAGAACAGCCGUAUAUACAAAGGGAGUAAGCUAUUCUCCUUGUAUGACGCCAUGGACAGUCUCCAAAAGUGGUUAAUACGAUACGAGAAUGUUUUACCAGUACACGAUAUUACUUUCUUGCAAACUGGAGAAAAUGCAUGCCGAAAAGUCAAACACCGGGACACCAUCACUCCAUUCAGUCCAAACGUAUUGACUGCUAUUAGGCAAGGGAUGCCCAUUUCAUCAAUGGACGCAAAUAAAGACUCAAACGAAUGUGUCAAAGGAACAGCGGGUGUGGCGUAUGUGAGGGGCGCCUGUCUAUCUGCUCCGUUAUUACGGGGAAGCGCUUUCAACUUUGGUAUUGGGGAGGCCUCUACAAGUUUUAACGGAGUCAUCAUUGCCGCUCAUGAAGUGGGGCAUCUACUUGGAGCUUACCAUGACGGAGAGUCCGAGGCCAGCAGUUGUUCUUCCUCAUCCGGGUUCAUCAUGAGUUACACCAGGGACGAUUCAUUCAAAUUCAGCCGUUUCUCAGAGUGCUCAAUCCGCAGCUUUCAGAAUUUCCUCAGAAUGGACAGGUCUUCGUGUUUAAUGCAAAGAUCCAGCAAGGAAAGCCUACAGUUCCCCACCACAUUCCCCGGGAAAUACAUGACAUUACACGAACAAUGUAGACGAUUUACUGGCGGUCCGCCUUGUGAAGAAGGACCAAAACAGUGUGAACAUUUAUGCUGUGACGAUCGGCAAGGAGAAUGGCGGUACACGAGAUCAGAACCCGCGGUGGAUGGAACGUCGUGCGGCAAAUCACACGUUUGUCUUAAUGGACAGUGUGUGGCGCUGGAGUCCAUUGGGUAAUGGUGAAGGGUUUUAAAAAAAUCAUUUUGAAUCAUGGUGACAUUCUACAAAAUAGUGCUCCAUGCCAUGGUGAUAUUAGUCUUCGAAAGUGAAGAAUCCACAUCUGAUCGCUGGUGGGAUAUUGCGAUCACUGUGAAUGUGCCAGGACCCUUUCUACUGGAGGGCGGGGCAGGCAGGGACCAAUAGUGAUUGGACACUUGCGAUCACGUGAUUGCGGUUACUGUUGUUUCUCUGUCUGUUAAGAUUGCUUCACUUUCAGGCUAUCCAAUAAAACCUUCUUUAUUUUAAUUUAUUCCUGUAAAACUGUAGUUUUUUUUCUCUCCUGAGAAGAAAAAAAAACAAUCAUGUGAAAAUUUAGCUGUUUCGUUGAUUUGACGAUUGGAUGUCGUUUUCUUGAUGAUGAUGAUGUUAAGCAACUUUCAACUUACUGUGUGCCAAAGAAAGGAAUGAUUGCAUAUGUUCUUAAAAUCGACAUAAAGCGGUGCCUCAUGUAUGGACUGUGCCGUUUACAUAUAAAAAUAUAUUUUAAGAAAAUAUCGUAAAAUGUGAAGUAUUUUUGUUUUUGAAAGUGAUAUGUAAUUUUGAUUUUUAUGAAAUAUUUCAAUUGACCUGUACAUAACAAUUAAACAUUCUCUUUUCUUUAAACGACACGAUGUACUGUGAAAUUGUGUGUGUAUGUCGGGAAAUCAGAAAUGUAUAUGUAAUCAGAAGAAAAAUGUCCAUAUAUUUUCAUUGCAUGAAGGCCUGAAAAGCCUUUCAAAAACUAAAGAAAAAACCAGGAAAGAAACAAGUAUUUGGUACAAUUCAUCUUUAUAUAAACCUCCUACUUUUAUUGGUCAUUUACCGCACGGAUUCACAGUACGUCGUUUCUGUCACUUUUCAUUACGUAUUUAUUAUUCGUUAUACUUUGUUUACAACGGUGAAGUAAAGAAAAAAAUAAAAGUAAAAACCGAAUAAUG
Molecule: messenger RNA, 3335 nt
Organism: Magallana angulata
Lineage: Eukaryota; Metazoa; Mollusca; Bivalvia; Ostreida; Ostreidae
Exons: 14
Coding region: 586-2376 (596 amino acids)
Biological process (GO): proteolysis
Molecular function (GO): metalloendopeptidase activity
Source: RefSeq, a predicted model, not a curated record